This is a messenger RNA of Linum tenue, 1879 nucleotides long. The record is from the annotation of a GenBank genome assembly. NCBI's taxonomy places the organism in Eukaryota, Viridiplantae, Streptophyta, Magnoliopsida, Malpighiales, Linaceae.
CCGAUCCCGACCCCAAUCCGAAUCCCAUCACUUUCGUGUUUAUAGGUAAGGAUCACGAACCCCUUCGCGAUUUCUAAACUCGAUUUAUUGAUAGUCUAAUCCGAAACUCGUAUUUUUAUUACCGGUGACGUUGAGGGUUCGAUCAACAAGGAGAUCAACGUCCCGGGUCAUCCAACCUAGGCCUAGGCACGUUCUAGAGGUUUCCCCAAGAUAAUCCGGCUAAGGAGGGGUUUCUUCGAAGAAGGAAUUGAGGAGUCAUCUUUUUGAGGUUGAGGAUAGUCUAGCAGAAGGGGAUCACGAGAAGAAGCAGGGCGAGGCGAGCAGCAGUACCAGCGUCGACGGGAUAUCGGAAAGCUCGUGAGGAGUCAAGAGUCCCCCUUUUUCUGCAAGGAAGAAGUUCCCCAAAUUUCCCAUCUCUCUCUCUCUGCACAAUCGGAAAAAGAGCUGACAUUUUUCAGUUAUUCCCACCAAGCUUUGAGAUCUAAUACAUCUUUUGCUCUGCUUCUACUGAUUCUAUUGCUCCUGCUGCUUCCGCUUCCGCUGCCGCCUGCCGCCGCCAAUGGUGUCCGGUGACUUAUGUGUUUUCGAGCCUAACUGUUGAUCCAAGUCAAGGUUUGGUUCCUAAAAACACACUAGUUCAUGGUCAUAUAGAGUGAGGUGUUUUUGUGCAAUGGACCCCGUCAAUGGUGGGAACAAUAUGAACAACCAGAGCCUUGCCUCUAAGCAGCGACUGCGCUGGACUCAUGAACUUCAUGAGCGUUUUGUUGAUGCUGUAGCACAACUUGGUGGGCCAGAUAGGGCUACUCCAAAAGGUGUUCUCAGGGUCAUGGGUGUACAGGGAUUAACUAUAUAUCAUGUCAAAAGUCAUUUACAGAAAUAUCGUCUUGCCAAGUUCCUUCCAGACUCCUCUUCUGAUGGGAAAAAAGGUGACAAGAAAGAAGCCGGCGAGAUGCUUUCCAAUUUAGAUGGCUCAUCUGGAAUGCAAAUCACAGAAGCUCUCAAGCUGCAGAUGGAGGUCCAAAAGCGACUGCAUGAACAACUCGAGGCAAGUUUCUUCCUCGUGCAGCGGCAACUGCAGUUACGUAUCGAGGCACAAGGAAAGUACUUGAAAAAGAUAAUAGAAGAGCAGCAAAAGCUGAGUGGAGUACUUGCAGAGGGACAACCACCUGGCUCUGGGGGGAUUCUCCCACCAGCUGACUUAGAAUCCGACAAGACCGUUCCUACAACCCCUGUCCCAAGUGAGACCCCCCUCCAGGACAAGGCUACAAAUGGCAAGAUCUUUGCGAUCAAUGAACCACUCCGACAACAGCAUCACCACCAGGAGCCAAUGACCCCUGAUUCCCGUGAUGACAUGGGCUCUCCGGAUGAUGAUAGUCCUACAGCUGAAAGGUCGUUGAAGAAGCAGCGUCUAGGCAUGGGGCCAGGACAGUUUGGUAAUGAACCGGAUAUGCCUUUCCCUCACCAGAUACUGGAGUCUAGCUUGAACUCUCUAGCUCAGUCCCAGGCUCACCCUGUGUUUGCUACCAGUCGAGAGGCAUUUGAUCCUUCAAAUGGGCUAUCGAUUGGGAUGGACAGUCAAAUGCAGAAGAUUUCAGGAGGGGAUCUCUAGCCCUUGGAUGGUGGUUUCAGAAUUAUUUGAAUUGGGGUCAUUUUACUAUCAUCAUCAUGUAUCUUUUAUGUAAUUUGGGGAAGAAAAAACAUGGUUAAUCAGGCUAGAUAAUGGAAGAUUAAUGUUAGACAAGACAGACAAACCGGUAGGUUUUAAGGAAAAAGCAGCAGGCUGUUUAUUAUAUUGGUUUUUUCUUAAUCUUUUUCUCUUUUCUUCUAAAAUGCAGUAGAUGCAUGUCUUGUUUAAUUCAGUGAGAAGUAUUUAUGAAGC